Meleagris gallopavo (turkey) is the source of this 5666-nucleotide messenger RNA. The record is from RefSeq and is a predicted model, not a curated record. NCBI's taxonomy places the organism in Eukaryota, Metazoa, Chordata, Aves, Galliformes, Phasianidae.
UUUAGAUGGUUUUCUGUGAAGUAGACUGACAUAGAAAUGUGUAGCAUGAUUUAGCUUCCUCCAAACAGAGCAUAUUCCUAUGGAAAAUAAUACAUAAGAAAAUAUACUUGUUUUUCAUUGACAUUUAAUAAAAAGGCCGUUCCUUCAAUUUUGGGAAUUCUGAAAGGAUCUUAAGUAGUCCUUUCUUUGUUCCUAAUAGUAAUUCUCCUUGUUGUCUUAGACAACUGUAUGGAAAGCUAUAGGUAUUGUGCUAGUUCUUAUUUUCUAUUUGGAUCUUUAUCUUGUGUGGGUUGCCUUGAGAAUAGCUGGGAUGUUACAGGUAGAGCAGGAAGUCUGGAACAGUCUUGCAGUUUGAUAACCUAGUAAUUACUGGUAUGCCCAAGCGAUUUCUGGGCUGGGAUUCCUCAGUCAUACUUUAUGUGGUCUUGAGACAUGAGCAGUGUCACUUUGCUCAAACUUGGACCUCAUCUCUUGAUAUCAUUCUCCACAAAAAAAAUGUUUCAUGACUUAUCUCUACCUGCCAGCUCAUGGAUCACACACUGAGAUGGAGAUUAGGUGAGAUGUAGCUAUAAAUGCAGGCUUUUUAUUUAUUUAUUUAUUUUUAAUAGCCAUACAGAAAUUUAUGGCUAUUGUGCAGUAAAUUACUGUAAUUGCGAGCUAUUUUAUUUUUUUUUUCUUUUAUAUGCUUGGUUAAAUAGGGCAAGAAGAAAUGGCCUCAUGUUGCGUCAGGAGAGUUUUAGAUUGGAUACUAGGGAAAUUUUCUUUACUGAAAGGGUUGUGAAGCAUUGGAAUUGGCUCUCCAGCAAAGUAGUUGAGCCCUCAUCCCUGGAGGUAAUAAAAGACGUGUAGAUGUGGUGCCUAGGGACAUGGUUGGAUGGUAGACUUGGUAAUAUGAAGCUUGAUGAUCUUAACAUGGGUGCCCAAACUUUUGGCUUAGAGUGAAGAGGAGUCUUCACUCUAAGAUUUUGUAUGUGAUCUUGGGCUGCAUAUAAAAUAUAUAAUGUAGUUCAUGUGUAUAAGUAACAAAACUUAAUAUAAACAUUAAAAGAGAGAAACAAAACCAUAAAACUGGUGGGAUAUUUGACCAUAUUUUUGUGAAAAUGGUGCACCAGUUGUUUGAUGGUAGUAGCUGCAGUUCUUAGUGAAUCUAAAGGUGUUCAUCAGAGAUUCUGGAUGAAGUUUUCUCUUUUCGUGUUUCUUCCUCAAAAACAAUUGUUUACAAAUGUACGUACUGCCAAAAAGUGUUGACAUGAAUCAGGUAUGGUCAUGAAGUGAAGGGUAUUUCUCUCUGCUAAGAUAGGGCUUAUACAGGUCUGGUAAAGAGACAUGUCUGACUGCAAUUCCAUGCAUUCCAUUUGAAAAUACAGGUAAUGUAUUUAUGUUGACUAAAAAUUGGGUCACAAAUAUAUAAAAAAAACUGGUGAUUCUUUAGCAAUCUUGAAACCUGUUCCCAAAUUCCGUUAUCAAAAUGGAAGCCACAGCUACGUAUUUUUCACUGUUCACAGGACUGCAUUUAGCCAAUCUAUCAAAAUGCAUACAAUUGUUUGCCACAACUUAACUUGAGCCAGCACUGUGCUGCGCCUGCCCCUGUCCAAGUUUCAUCCCAGACGGUGCUGACUGCACACCGCUGUGUGGUUGCUGUGAGCAAUGGAUGUGCUCCCAGGGCUGGUUUGGCUAUUCAGUGGUUCAGAGCCACUGGGUACAGAAUCACAGAAUAGCAGGGAUUGGAAGGGACCUUGAAAGAUCAUCUAAUCCAGUGCCCCUGCUACAGGCAUAGAUCAGGUCUCCAGCGUGAGAGUUGAUAGCUAUGAUUGGGCUUGUGCAAAGGGAGCACUCUGGAUUCCACUUCACUCAGCAUGUCAGGUACCUAAAGCAAAAUUCAUGGAGGCGUGGCAGGGCAAAGGCCUGGCCAUCAUACGUGAUGAAGCAGGUGGGGCAACUCUACUCUGAUGGUGCAGCCCUGACCAAUCUGCAGUGCAGUGGACUGGUAAAAGUAGAGGGUGAGUUGUUCCGCCAUGCCAGAUCUGCAGCUGAAAGAUGUGCCACUCUGAAAGAGAGAGAGCAGACAUAGUUAUUUGCUGACCCAACCAAGGAUGAAAGAAACACCACAUCACUUCAGCAGGGAGCCCUCCUGGCUCCACCACUCAGCCAUCUCCUGCUCCCUGAUGGUAUAUAUGAUGCUCCCUGUGGCUAUGGCCCUGGCAUGUCCUUGAGCUCUAAGUGCCCUCCCUGCACCCCCUCUCCAGGUUGCAAGUGAUAGAACCUGAGGAAAAGGCCUCAAGUUACACUGGAGAGGCUUAGACUGGAUAUCAGGAAGAAUUUCUUUGUGGAGUGGUUGGUAGAGCAUUGGAAAGUGCUUCCCAGAAAAGAUGCUUGGAGAUGAUCAUACUGAAGGUCUGUUCCAACCAAAAUGAUUCUGUGAUUCUACCUUGAUUGAACUCAAGUCACUACAUACUAAGCUUAAUAAGAAGAAAGUGUUAAUGCAUAUGUUAUUAGUUAAUUUCUGUCUUGCAAAAGUAUCUAGUAGAAAUGAGGGGAAUAAUUUUAUUUAAAGCAUUAAUGAAAUUCAUAGCACCUGAGAUGGGCAUUAAAAACAUUUGAAAUUUAUAUGACCUUUGAGAGUGCUUUUAAAAUUACUUCAAUGCUUGCUAAACAUUGGGUUUUAUUCAUAAUUUUAUAUGCAAUGUAUUUCAUAUACAUAAAAAAUUAAACCUGUUAAAUUUUUUAAUAUUUCUAGUAUCUUCAAAUGGCCGGGUCAGGUAGAGGAAGAGGACGUGCUUCAUUUACAUUCAACAUUGAAGCCAUUGGCUUCUCUAAAGGUGCAGUUCUACCUGAUGUUGUGUGUAAGCCUCCACCGCUAUUUCCUAGUACAGACAAUAAGCCAGUGCCUCUGAAAACAGGAGAGGAUGAAGAUUACAUGUUGGCCUUAAAACAAGAUUUUAGAGGAGCUAUGAAAAAAAUGCCAUAUUUUUUGGCAGUAGAAGAAGAUCAUGAAGCAAUUGAAAGGUACAGUAAAAAGUACAUGGAUGAUGAAAAGGAGCAUGCAGCAUGGACCCCAGAUUGGAGAAGACUCCCAAGAGAGAUGAAGCCAAGGAAAAAGAUGAAAAAAGCAGGUGCAAAACCAAAAAAGGCAAAGAAUUCUGAGCCUAAAAGUAACUUGGAUGUGUUGAAAAAGAUUGAGGAGUUGGAAAAGAAAGAUGAUGAAGAAGAAAAAUCUGACGAUGAGAAAGACAGAACAAAAGAUAAAGAAGGUGAAGAUGAUGAAGAAGCUGAAGAACCAGAAGAAUAUGAUGAAGAGGAACAUGAAGAGGAAAAUGACUACAUUUCUUCAUACUUUGAAGACGGAGAUGACUUUGGUGCUGGCAGCGAUGACAAUAUGGAUGAAGCAACAUACUAGCUGUUGUUGCUAGGAGGUGUACUGUUCAAGGCUUUUGUUCAUUUGCCAUGUUUUGCAGAUAUGCACUUUUUAAAGCUUCUCUGAGAUGCCUAUUGAUGGAACAAGCUAUAAGCCAAAAUAUGGCUUCUGCACAGAAAAAGAAUGUAUCCAUUUUUGUCGAAUUGUGCCUAAGCAUUUGCACUAGUCAGUUCUAUGCUUUAGCUGUGAAAUUCCUCAUAACUGGAGCAAAGCAGAAAUAAAGCCGCUAUGGAUGAAAGCUGCCCAUAUUUAGCAGCUGACUUCUUUGAAGGAAUUCAUGUUAACUUCUGAAUUCAGGUGACUGAAAAUAAUUGACCACUAAGCACUUUAAUAUAAACUGACUUGAAAGAACUAUAGUAAUACAGACUAACAAGGUAAUGAGUAUUUUGAAGAGGUACUGUUUUAGUCAGCAGAACUCUUACCUUUAGUAUAUUAUUUAAAAGGAAUGAUAAUAUUUAACAAUAUGUUUACAUUGCCUGUAUGCAUCAAUAUAAAUGAUUAUUAGGGGUAAUUUCAUUUAGAAAGAAUAUAUGACAGAAUUUAAGAAAGUAUCCAAUUCUGUUUUCACCAGUGGCAUGCAGUUUGAAGGGACAAGAGUUUUAUUACUCCUUCUCAGUUUCUCUGCCUGUUAAGGCAAUAUUAACUUUCCUACCUCACAGAGCUGUUAAGUGAGAUAGCAGAUUAUAUCCACGUAACGAGGCAUUUACUUACUUUUCUACAAAACAAAUUUAAAGAAUGAAAACUAAUAAAAAAGCACAUACAUGCAAGAGAAAUAUGUGGUAAAAUAUUUUGAUUGUGAAAAAUUAGGAAAACAUGAGUGCUCAGAGUAGGAAAACUACAAUGUUUAGAAACUUUUUUAAGAACCAACAGCCAAAAUGUAAAAAAUUUAUUCCUGAGUUUAGAAACUAGAUGAACACAGUGACAGAGCAGUCUCUGUGUCCCUUUGUCCUUUGAUUAUAUAAAAUAUUUACCAGUGUUAUAAUUUAUCAGUUUUGUUGUAACAUGAAUGUGCUGUUCUAUUAGCAGGACUAAUGAAAAUAAAAUGUCUUAAGAGUAAACCAAUUCUUUUCCCAGUUUUCUUUGGAAGCGUGGCAUUUUGUCAAGCAGUAUUUUACCUCACUGCUGACUAGAAAGUAAUACUGCAUUAUUCUGUGGACUCUUCCAUGCAAUAAGAUAUGGCAUUCUGAUAAAUUACUUAUCAGUUCUAAAGGAAAUUAAAAUGCAGUGUAUGCCACACUUCAGAGGUAAACUAAUUGUAUUUUGAAGAAUGUUUAAUAAACAGUCUGCUGAAUUAUAUAGGAAAUGUAUUCUGUUCAUUUUCUUUUGGCAACAUACAUACUAGCAGCUGUUUCUUCAACAGUUGUGCCCAUUUCAUCUAUGUGAUACGUAACGUAAGGCAUUGUAAACAAGGCAAUCACGUUGAAAGGUAAACAAUGAGAGAAUCCCUGCAACUUGCACAAGGAAAACAAAUAGAGUGUUUUUGCCAAGGGCAAAAGAACCAGAGGGUAAACAUUGGAAAAGCAAUACUAUAUGUGUUAUAAUUUGGCCACUGCUUUGGCUAGCUUGAGCACAUGACUCUUCUUUGGAACAGAUGACUUCCUUCAUUCAUCACCUUUAAAUGGUUAACUAUGGUCACAUCUAUUCUACAUAGAAGCAACCACGUGUCUCAGGACAGACCUUCUAAGACUAGUUUAACAAUGGAAGAUAAGGUCAAAGCUUAAGAACAGCCUGUGCCCUGUGUUAAGCCGCUUCUGAAAUGGAAUGAGGUUGUUUUGUUCCAAAGACGUAAUUCUCACAGCUGUUCUUGUAAGUUGAUAUUUCUAAUUGCUUGGGAUUUAUUCCAAGACCAUGAUGUUGAUAAAAUGUAGACUGUUUGCUGGGUCUCAACAAAUGUCAGACUUGGAUAGAUCUAGCUGAGGCUAGAGUUGGAGGAAAGCUAAGGAAGUAUAUGUGGUGCUUAUCUUCUUUCUGGGGUUAAACUAGGACACUAACUUAAUUUUUCAUUCCUAUUUCUCAAUACUGUUUUCACAGAACUAACAAGUUCUAACAAGAACUUUAUACAGAAAAGUUCCAAUUUAAACAAUGCAGGCAGAGGACAAACUUUUAACCUACCAGUUAUGGUAUUCUAGACAUGAAUGCUAUAUGCAGCUACUGCCAACAAAUACUUGUUGGCCAAGGAAUAUUUUAGAUUACAUGCAAAAUUAGCCAAAACAAAUACAAGUAGAGGCUUUUUGUAAUACAUGCAAAAUAC